This is a messenger RNA of Brienomyrus brachyistius, 2150 nucleotides long. It is a transcript of the gene traf3ip2l, whose product is annotated as TRAF3 interacting protein 2-like. The transcript is spliced from 10 exons. The record is from RefSeq and is a predicted model, not a curated record. Gene Ontology annotation, biological process: positive regulation of canonical NF-kappaB signal transduction; humoral immune response. Lineage: Eukaryota; Metazoa; Chordata; Actinopteri; Osteoglossiformes; Mormyridae. Bases 670 to 1884 code for a protein of 404 amino acids.
AUUUUUCUGCGGCACUACUGAAAGUUUUUUUCGAUUAUAACAUAAAUUCACAUUUCAGAGUGAUUGUGGUCUGCGCUUUGCUCAACUUCGUGUGAGAAAAAGAUACGCAUUUUGAAAAUCAUGUAUACAUAUAAAAUGUUUUGAGGCUAUAAGGUAAAAAUGGUGCAAAUGGGUUAUCUAAAAUGGGUUACUUCGCAACAUCAGUUAAAUCGAGCGCCUAAAAUAGAAUAAGUAGUAUAGUAAGUGUAAUGUGUGGACUGUGACUUGCAGCGACAUUUCAAUAAUUUCUGAAUAUGGAAUAAGAAUAAAUCAGUGGUACCGUUUGGUGGCACUAUUAACGCUUAAGUGCGCUUCGGGUGGCGCGGUCUGCGCUGCACGCGGCGAACCCAGCGCAGGCACUUCCGAAAAGGCGGUGUCCGACCCGCCGCUCCUCCUAUGAGGUUCGGGCUCUCGGGGUUAAAGACCACAGAAGUGCCAGGCACGAGCAAGAUACGUGGCGCCUUUAUUGUUUUUGUUUUAAAUAUUUUUAUAGUCUUUUGCGCGUCCGGAGUCGUAUCAGUCAUUCGCCUGAUCUGGGGGUUAAGCGCGGCCCGCUAAGAGCAGAUAAGUGACGGGCGGUAUGUCCGGCUGGGCCCGGCGUGUCUGGCAGAGUCCCGCGUGUGAAGCAGCAUGAUGCUCCCGAUUUUGGACUUCUCUGGCCCUGGACAGCACUACAGAUACAUGGCACAACAGGGCUGCAGCCUGCAGUCUGAGUCGCUGAACCAUCCCGAAGAGAACGAUGAAACCUUGGGCGAGGAACCCCCUCCCAGUGCCGGGUCUGAGGCCCGUUCCCCCCCACAGAGCCUCUCCCCGGUCAGCGGCAGGAUGGCAGAUCGGCACCGUCUAGGCCAGGAGCCCGGAUAUAGGCCAAACCUGCUUCCCCUGGGCCUUCCUGUCAGCUACAGCCCCCCGACAACGUUUCCCGGUUGUCCGCACCCCACCCUCGACAGCAGGUGCUCUGAUGUCAGAGAUCCCAUCAGCCUGCCCUCCUGCCUGCUCUCCUCAGACUACCGCAGCUACUUGGGCUCCCAGGAAAAGUCACAGUCCCUGUCCUGUGGAAGUCUGGAGCAGCCGCACUCGUUAGUCUCAAACCCUCCGUGCCCUGGCCCAUACAGUUACCAUCCGCUCCGGCACCCCUGCGGGCCCCUCGGCCCAGCCUGCUGCCCCCAGGGUCCCGUGGCUCACCACCGGGCCUGGCCCCCUUUCAGGCUGCCCUACGGGCCUCCAGGUCCUAACCCCUGCGGGUGUCACAACACAGAUGUCUCACACAGCAUGUACCCACCUCCACAGCCCAGACAGAGGCUGACUCCCCCAGGUGCCCCCCUGUCCAUAGAGCAGCGGAAGGUGUUUGUCACGUACGAGGCUGACAACGACAAGCACGUUGACGAGAUAAUCAAGUUUGUGGCUUUAUUGCGACACAAUGGCUUCGACAUGCAUAUUGAUGUGUUUGAGCAGCAGUUCAGAAGCAUCAGCACAAUUGAUUUCAUGGAGAAGUACAUCAGCGAGAAGGACUACUUGAUCAUCAUAGUCAUCAGCCCCAAGUACUAUGAGACGGUGACGCACGGCCACGUCAGCAUGGAGGGAGACGAGAGGACCAUGAACACGGUCUACAUCCACAAGCAGUUGCAGAAUGAAUUCAUUCAGAAUGGCAGCCGGAACUUCCGCUUCAUCCCAAUCCUGUUUCCUGGAGCGAAAAAGUGCCACGUGCCCACCUGGCUUCAGAACACCCACGUGUACAGCUGGCCCAUGAACUGCGACGACAUCCUGCGCCGGCUGAUGCGCGUGGAGAAGUACAACCCCCCACCUAUUGGCGAGCUGCCCACCAUCAUUUCCAUCCCGCUCUAACGCUGCCACAGAGUCCUGCCUUGACCUUUGCUUCGGAGCACAUCGCCUCACAGGAAAGUCCCACGGUGCCCCCAACCCACAUGGGUGAACUUGCGGCUCUUGCCGGGCCCCGAGACUGGUCCACGUCACGGGUGGGACUUCACUUUCAGGCUCGUCACAGGAGUGGUGAUGCCUCCACCCACCGAGCUGUAAAGUUUAAACUCUAUCUCUAUGGCUUUUCCUACCCAGAUCUUGCUGUACAGACAAUUAAAGUUCUUUUGAUGCGA